AUGCCGUAUACCUCAGAGCAACAUAUUCUAGCAACUAUUUAUAUUCUUACAACAAAUGCAUUUGUCUUACUUGCAAAUGAAAUCGUUGGGGAACCAUUCAUCAGUUGUUCAGCAGAUGCAAUAUAUGUGAAAUGGAGAACAAGCAUGACCUUUGUUGGUCAUAUAAAUGUACGACAUGCGCCGAAUCGUUUCUGCUAUCAGGUACUGGUGACAAAUAAUCAAAUAGAACUUCUCAUCCCACAUCAGGACUGUCAAGUGAGCAGAACAAGGUCAUUAAGGCCAGUAGGUGUAAUAGUGGCAACGUCAGUGCUAAUAUCAUUUCAUCCUCAUUACGUUACCGCCGGUGAUCGAAUCUAUCUUUUGCGAUGCUUGCAUACUCGAUCGUCAGAUAAAUCAUUAUUUCCAGGAUCAGUUGUACCUCUUACCACUUCCACUGAUGUUUUUCAAGGGUCGACGUCAAUACCACAAUGUGAAUAUCAGAUACGAAAUUUGAAAAACAAUGAGAUUGUGAAUGAAGCGAUUAUCGGUGAAAUGGUCCGUCACCGUUGGUCCUGUAGCGUUCGUUCUGAUCAAGAUUUAUGUCUUGUUAUCACUAACUGUUUCUUGAUAGCGAGUGAUUCAAAGCAUCAGCUUAUCGAUAAUAAAGGAUGUUCCACAGAUCGUACUGUACUUCCAGAUCUGAUCUACAUUGACAAUCUGAAUGUUGAACAAAACGUAUCUGUUUUUGGCGUCGCUGAUAAACCUUACGUAUAUUUUCAAUGUCAAGUAAGCUUAUUGUCAUCAAAAGCUCAUCAAUGUCCUAAACCAAAUUGUCCUAGCAAUCAUAGAAAUCAGAGAGAUUUACUUUAUAUGACAGGAAACGAUGAAGCACUAAUAUUAGACAUCGUUUCGCAACAGUUCGAGAUUCGGGACUUCGAUAGUCAAUUUCGAAAGUAA
Brugia pahangi is the source of this 936-nucleotide messenger RNA. Lineage: Eukaryota; Metazoa; Nematoda; Chromadorea; Rhabditida; Onchocercidae. The record is from the annotation of a GenBank genome assembly.